Molecule: messenger RNA, 1404 nt
Organism: Eimeria maxima
Lineage: Eukaryota; Apicomplexa; Conoidasida; Eucoccidiorida; Eimeriidae
Product: DNA-directed RNA polymerase II subunit RPB2, putative
Exons: 7
Biological process (GO): DNA-templated transcription
Cellular component (GO): RNA polymerase II, core complex
Molecular function (GO): DNA-directed RNA polymerase activity; ribonucleoside binding; DNA binding
Source: RefSeq, a predicted model, not a curated record
GACUGGGGUCUUGAUGGGCUUGAUGAGAUUUCGCCUGAGAGUAUCAAAGAUAGAUGCAAAGUAUUCAUAAAUGGAGAUUGGGCAGGAUGCUUUGAUGAGGCAGAGACCCUCUGUAAUACCCUUAAAGAAAUCAGAAGAAAGGGGCACAUCCGUAACGAUACAUCCAUCGUCAGAGAUAUUAUCAAUCGCGAAGUAAAAAUAUUUACGGACGCGGGUCGCGCUAUGCGUCCUCUCUACGUAGUCGACAAUGAAACAGGUAUGCUGCGCAUCCGCAAGCGCGACGUGGAGAGAGUGCGGGCCAUGAUGGGCACAGCUGAGAAGGGAGCGGGUUGGGGUCACUUAAUGGCGGAGGGUGUGAUUGAAUACAUUGAUUGUGAGGAGGAGGAAACAUCGAUGGUGGCGAUGUUUCACAAGGACCUUAUAGAGAAGGGAAAAACAAUUCCUUACACGCACUGCGAGAUUCAUCCGUCCUUGAUUUUGGGCGUUUGCGCGUCCAUCAUUCCGUUUCCUGACCACAACCAGUCGCCGCGUAACGUUUACCAGAGCGCUAUGGGGAAGCAAGCGAUGGGGGUGUAUACAACGAACUUCAAUUUGCGUUUAGACACUCUAGCGCAUCUGCUGUACUACCCGCAGAAGCCGCUGGUGUGUACGCGAGCGAUGGAGCACCUCAAGUUCAGAGAAUUGCCUGCGGGAAUCAAUACGAUUGUCGCGAUUCUCUGCUACUCCGGAUACAACCAAGAGGACUCUUUAAUUAUGAAUCGCAACAGCAUCGAUAGGGGCCUCUUCAGAAGCCUCUUCUGCCGUACAUACUGCGCAGAAGAAAAACAACAGGGCUCAUUAAUCGUAGAAGGCUUCGAACAACCGAAUGCGGAAACAACAUCAGGAAUGAAAAGAGGAGAUUACUCCAAGCUUGAUACCGACGGCCUUGUCGAACCUGGUUCCCGAGUCCUGGGAGAUGAUGUCAUUGUCGGCAAAACUUCACCGAAUUUCGACGACAACGACCCGCUGGCGCCUCCAGGGGCUGAAGCGUAUUUGUCGAAGACGAAGAAGGACUGCUCGCUGUGCUUAAGAUCAUCAGAAAGCGGGGUUGUGGACACUGUUAUGUUGAGUGUGAACUCCAAGGGCUCACGAUUCGUCAAAGUGAAAGUGCGCAGUGUUCGCAUUCCCCAAACAGGUGAUAAGUUUGCAAGUCGUCAUGGACAAAAGGGAACGAUCGGUAUUACCUACAGACAAGAAGACAUGCCUUUUACAGAGGACGGAGUGGUACCUGACUUGCUGAUGAAUCCGCAUGCAGUUCCGUCUCGCAUGACAAUUGGUCACCUUGUCGAAUGUCUGCUGGGGAAAACUGCAGCCAUCAUCGGGGGGGAAGGUGACGCGACUCCCUUCAAUGACGUAAGAGUAUAG